AUUUGGGAUAUUCAAAAGCAAUCUAUUAGAUCAUUUUUCCCAGGUCACGAACAAGAUAUUUAUUCACUUGACUUUUCACGUGAUGGCCGUUUAAUCGUGUCUGGUUCUGGAGAUAAAACUGCUCGAGUUUGGGAUAUGGUUACUGGUGAUUUAUUGUAUAAACUCUCAAUUGAUGAACCAAGUCAAAAGGAUGCUGGUGUAACCAGUGUAGCUAUUAGUCCCGAUGGUUAUUACGUCGCAGCUGGAUCAUUGGAUAAAAUAGUACGCGUCUGGGACGCACGAACAGGUUAUCUUCUUGAACGUCUGGAAGGUCAUAAAGAUAGUGUUUAUUCUGUUGCAUUUGCUCCUGAUGGUAAAACGUUAGUUUCCGGAAGUUUGGAUAAGACUUUGAAAUUAUGGGAUAUGAGUAAUCCAGGAAGAAAUACUGGUGUUGGUUCUAGUCAAAAAAAUGCUGCAAAGAUGACUUUCAACGGACACAAAGACUUCGUUUUAUCCGUUGCAGUCUCUCCUGAUGGUCGUUGGGUAGUUUCAGGAUCUAAAGAUCGUGGUGUACAAUUUUGGGAUCCAAUUAACGCACAAACUCAAUUUAUGUUACAAGGUCAUAAAAAUUCAGUAAUUUCGGUAGCUUUAAGUCCGGCCCUAAACGGCCCAACUGGCAAACUUUUUGCCACUGGGUCUGGUGACUGUCGAGCGC
Messenger RNA from Racocetra persica, 694 nucleotides. NCBI's taxonomy places the organism in Eukaryota, Fungi, Glomeromycota, Glomeromycetes, Diversisporales, Gigasporaceae. The record is from the annotation of a GenBank genome assembly.